This is a messenger RNA of Rhododendron vialii, 454 nucleotides long. RefSeq names its product hydrophobic protein RCI2A-like. NCBI's taxonomy places the organism in Eukaryota, Viridiplantae, Streptophyta, Magnoliopsida, Ericales, Ericaceae. The transcript is spliced from 2 exons. Gene Ontology annotation, cellular component: membrane. The record is from RefSeq and is a predicted model, not a curated record. Bases 80 to 298 code for a protein of 72 amino acids.
CUUUUCUCUAUCAAAUUUUCAAAUCUCUACAUUUCUCUUUUCCCAUUGUGCAAACUGCAUGCUGUGGGGUUGAUCAAAGAUGGCCAACAAUUGCGAGAUCUACUUGGAAAUCUUAAUUGCAAUCUUGCUUCCUCCCCUGGGAGUCUUCUUUAGACAUGGUUGCUGCAGCUGUGAGUUCUUCCUCUGCUUGGUUCUGACUCUCUUAGGUUACGUUCCUGGAAUAGUCUACGCCAUCUACGCCAUUGUGGUACGUGAUAAUCAUCCCGACGACGAAUGGCGUCCUAUCAACAACGCGUAGCGCGCGUUGCUGGCUAUUAAUUCCAACUCAUUGUUUCUCUCGAUGUUUUCGGUUGUUUAGUUCGACUGUAGUACAAUAAUUCAAGAUCCUUAAUUUCGUGUGCCACGAAUUCUUGUUACAAGUGGUGAACUCUCUUUUUUUGAUUCAAUAUUCAAU